Messenger RNA from Glarea lozoyensis ATCC 20868, 1896 nucleotides. RefSeq lists its product as uncharacterized. The transcript has a single exon. NCBI's taxonomy places the organism in Eukaryota, Fungi, Ascomycota, Leotiomycetes, Helotiales, Helotiaceae. The record is from RefSeq and is a predicted model, not a curated record. Bases 1 to 1896 code for a protein of 631 amino acids.
AUGGCAUGUUGCAAAAAUGGACCUCCCAAACAUCCUUCCGAUUUCGAUGUUGCAAACUUGCACCUUGAGCUUGAAGGGGUAGCUAGCCUGGAUAAAAUACGAUCAAUCGUACUAGGAAACCUUACGCAAACACAGUUAGCAGACCCACUAGAUGUUCAAAUCACGUUGACGGUUGCUCUAAGAGUCGUCGAUCUCGCGUGUACAUCAAUUGAUCAGCUACUUCAAGAUGAUCCCACCGGAGCCGCCUUCCAAGACACCGGUAUCUAUCGUUCAUGUCGGCAUAGUAAACAGUCCCAAAACUCUGGCCUCAGACUGGGUGAGCUCACGCCAAUGAUCGAUGUUGCUACAACGUAUCUACAGUCUAUCGAUGCUUUCAGUGACUUCGAAGACACGGUUGUUGAGCUACUGUCGCCAUCCUCUUUCAUCAACGAGAACGAUGAUCUUGUCAUACAUCGAUGUUUGCUGGUAACGCAUGCCUUGUCAGAGGUUUAUAUUAGGGCCAUACAGAAUCAACUCCCAUCGACCGAGUACUCAAGUGCAAAAGCAACACCAAUUUAUCCCAAAGGCGACCUGAAGCAAGCAAUUUUACAAACCGUACAGAGCCCUAUCUUGGGCCACCAUCAAAUCAUAACGUUGAACGCAGCAACCUGUACAGAUUCCCAAAUGGAUCCAAAAGUGGCAUUUAUCUCUUACAAAACAAAUCUCUGCUGGCUCAACGACUGGGCGACAGCCAAUCGUGGAGAUGGGGAUGUCAUCACCGCACUAGACUUGAAGACUCCUGAAUUUCCCGUAAGCGAGUGGCCUUAUGCUUGGGCACGCCGAAAUGAGAUUGGAAACCAUCUUACUUGUUAUCUCGCUCGCCUGGAUUCAACCACGAAAAACUGCAGCGGCGCAUUUCUUACCCAUACCGGAGUUCUGUGCAAUACGACCGCCAAGCUACGAAAGGUGAUCUCAGCCAGUGUGAGCUAUGAUUCCUACGGCAUAUGGCCUACUCCCCAAAUUUUGUCUGCGGCUGACUAUCCUGUGGUUAUUUGUGCCAAAAUUGGAGCCAUGGUUCGUGGCUGGGCUGUCGAUCAUGAUACCGAAGCCUGCAUUGGUGAACACAACUUGUUCAACUGGCUUUGCCGGGAUUGUUCAAAGACGGCCACGCGCGAGUCACUGAGCAUUUCGAAUGCGGUAGCAAAACGUGCCAGUUGGAUCAUGCGUCUCGCUUGGGGAGCAGAGAGCUACUUCUAUUUCGGCAUUCGCCAUUGUAGCUUCACACGAAGAGUCGAUAAUCUAUCAGCAUCAUAUCCUCUGGAACACGUUUCCCUCCGAUCGAUCGUUCCAUACUGCAUACCAAUAAAAGCGGGUGAUAGUGUAUCUGAAAUGGUGAUUAAGCUUCUCGCAUUGUGCGGCUCAGAACCUUAUAAAGAUAGCUUUAUUGAGCUCGGAGAAGGAGAGUGGAGCUGUGGGCUGAGAAUUUGCGCGGAAUGCGAGUUCGCUGGUCACAGAGCACAAGCAUUUAUGGUUUCUGUAGGUGUCACAAGACUAGCCGUUCGUCUCCAAGAAAACGAUCGAGCUAAGUUCGUUCACCUUCUAGAAACUUAUGGCUUCCGACUCUUUCCUGCAUUCCAAUCUCGAACGCUCGUCCAAUGUGACUGUUUGCCGGAGUGGAUGGCAGACGUUUUGAGCCAUGGAUAUGAAGAAGCUGGUCUCAGUUGUGGUGUAUCUGAGUGCUCGAUCAAAUAUCAAUCUCGCACAACUCAUCUGUUGCCCGAUGCGGCAGAAGCUGCAGAGUACGAUGGUAUACUACUAAGGAAGGUAUUGCUGGAGCAAACUCUAAUCGAGGCAGCUGGAUAUGCGAAGGAUUCGGGGAGAAUGGAAUGGUUCGAUAUGGUUUCGAACCCCUUCUAA